This is a messenger RNA of Auxenochlorella protothecoides, 1890 nucleotides long. Its product is annotated as Protein CASP. The record is from RefSeq and is a predicted model, not a curated record. NCBI's taxonomy places the organism in Eukaryota, Viridiplantae, Chlorophyta, Trebouxiophyceae, Chlorellales, Chlorellaceae. Bases 1 to 1890 code for a protein of 629 amino acids. Gene Ontology annotation, cellular component: Golgi membrane. The transcript has 16 exons. Gene Ontology annotation, biological process: intra-Golgi vesicle-mediated transport.
AUGGCCCUGGCAGAGGCACAGGAAGCCUCCCUUAGGAGCCGAAAGGAGCUGGCUGGGAACACAAAAGAGCUGAGGAAGAAGCUUCCCCCAGAGGUUUCCAAGGAGGUUGGCCCUUUGCUGCGGGCCUACCAGGAGGAGAUCGACAGGCUCACCAACAGGGCCAAGACUGGCGAAUCCGCUUUCCUCGAGUUGUACCAGCGCCUGUAUGAUGCUCCCGACCCCACUCCCUCGCUCGCGCUUGGAGUGGAGCUGGCGUCCAAAUGCACAGCCGCUGAAGCACGGGCCAACCGCCUGGCUCAGGAGCUGGCAGAGUAUAAGGAAGAGAGCUCAGCGCUGCGGAACCAGGACCUUACCAUCCGGCGAUUGGAGGAGAAGGUCCGGAGUCUGGAGGCCCAGGUUGAAGAAAAGGACCGACAAGUGAAAGAGAGCAAGCGCAGCGCCGCAGAAGAGGCACAAGAAGCGAUCGUCGCCGAGAUGCGCCAGCGUGAAGAAAGGCUUGCCGACGAGCUGGCACAGGCCCAGGCCAGCGUGGAGGCCAUGCGGCGGCUGCACCAGGCCUCCCAGACCCAGGUCAUGACCAUGCAGUCUCGCAGCGAGGAGGAGCAGGUGAACCUUCGAUCCGAGCUGGACCUGGCCGUGGAGGAGAUGGAGAGGGCGCAGGCCAGGCUGGCGCUGCUGGAAAAGGAGCACGAAGCCAUGCUCGAGAAGGCACAGGGAGAGCGGAGUGGCGAGGGAUCGAGCGCCCCUGAGCCCGUCGACCGCUCGGGAACGGAGGAGGCCCUGCGGCAGGAGCUGUACGUCCAGCGGGAGCUUGCGGGGCGCCUGGCCUCCGAACUGCGGGCUGCCAGGGAGGAGCUGGCUCAGUCCGGCGCGGCCGCCGACUCAAAGCUGGAGGGGGUGCGGGCUCUGCUGGAGGCCCAGAGCAGCCAGAGCGCGGCUCUGGAGGCCGCUCUGGCUUCCAGGCCGACGCAGGAAGAGGUGGCCGAGCUGCGGCAGCAGGUGCGCCUGCUCCAGACCCUGGGCUACGGAGAGAGCGCGGGUGCAGAGGGCCUGGACGGCGUGACGGCCGCGCUGGCGGAGCGCAGCCGGCGGCUGGAGCACGAGCUCACCCUGGCGCGGCUGGCGGCCACCCAGGCGCAGAGCGCGAGCGACGCGGCCGAGGCGCAGGCGGCUUCCUUGGCGUCCGAGCUGGAAGCCGCGCAGCAGCUGGCUGGCCGCCUGGAGGAGGACCUGGUGCUGGCGCAGCGCCAGGCGCCCUCCAUGCUGGCGGUGAUGAGCGGGCAGCGGGACCGCUUCCGUGCGCGCGUGCGCGAGCUGGAGGAGCACCUGCUCGUGCAGACGCAGCAGCUGGCACGGGCUGGGAACGAUCUGGAGGCGGCGAGGGCCGACAACCUGGCGCUCGCGGAGCGGCUCAAGUAUGUCCAGAGCUAUGGCCGGGUCCAGGCCGAGGGGGACGUGGAGAGCGGGGCGGACGCGGUGGGGCGGUACAUGAAGCAGUACGAGGACGGCGUCAACCCCUUCAACGCGUUCCGAGCCAAGGAGAGGACGGCGGCGACGCGGGGCAUGCCGCUGACAGAGCGCGCCGCGUACCGCAUCGGGGCGGUGGUGGCGGGGUCGCGUACUGCCAGGUCGGCGCUGAUGGCCUACGCCCUGGUCCUCCACUGCGUCAUCUUCCUCGUCCUGGCCAGGUCCGCGCACAAGGACAUGUCGGCCAUGACCUCGAUAGAGGCGUCCUGCAGCAAGCUGGCGGCCGCGCAGGCCCUGAACGCGGCCGUGCCCGCCCUGAACGCCACCGCGACGGGGGAUGUGCUGAGGGCUGUGGACCCAGUCACGGGGGCGCAGGGCAGGCGCCUGCUGGGGGCGCUGCUCGCCCUCGUGAGGGGCCGGUGA